AUGGACCAACGCGAGCUCGAGUCGCGCGUCAAGGCGCUGAACAAGACAGUCGCGGCAAACGAGCCACCGGAGAACGCGAUCCAGCUGCUCGACACGCUCAAGAAAGAUGCUGCUCCUACCGAAGAGAUGCUACGGCCCUCCCUCUCGCUUGCUCGACCACCCACCAGCCCGCUCGCCGACGAAUCUCAUUUCGUCACGUGGAAUGAAGAUGGUGAUGAUGAUGAAGAAGAUGAUGAUGAAGAAGAAGAUGAUGAAGAAGAAGAUGAUGAUGAUGAUGACGACGAUGGUGCUCGAGGAUGCUCGCUGUCCUCGAUGCUCCCCAUGGCGCCUUUCGCUGCAUUCAGUCUGGGCCACCUGCGCUCGAACCCCAACAAGGAGAUUGCCCGCGCCGCGUCGGAGCUCGUCAUGAAGUGGAAGAAGCUCGUCGAGCAGGAGAAGAACUCGAAGUUUCGGGGUGCCAAAGGCUCGCCCGCGCCGACACCCACCGCCGGCUCGGUGCCCGCCUCGUCGCCCUCCGCAGCCACGUCGGCAAGCGCUCGAAAGGCCUUCACCGGCGACGCCGAGAAGCGCAGGUUCGAGAGCGACGGCGUCGACAUUCAACGCACCGACUCCAACGUUCGCAACCAGUGCAUCGGCCUCAUCUACAACGGUCUCGCCUACCGGUCCACCGAGCCCGUCGUCGACGUCAUCGCCAAGGCCGUCGCCGUCGAGCAGGCCACCUUCGACGCCUACAAAGGCGAGACGGUCGACUACAAGAAGAAGAUCCGAUCCCUCUUCUCGAACCUCAAAACCAAGUCGAACAAGGAGCUCGGCCCACGCGUCAUGUCCGGAGCCAUCACGCCUCAAGACUUUGCCGUCAUGACGGACGACCAGCUAAAGAGCGAGGACCAACGCAAGAAGGAGAUGGAGCUCGAGAAGGAAAACAUGAAGAAGGCACAGGUUCCGAUGGCGGAGAAGAGCAUCAGCGACAGCCUCGAGUGCAGCCGUUGUAAGAAAAAGAAGGUCAGCUACACGCAGGCACAGACGAGGAGUGCAGACGAGCCUAUGACGACAUUUUGCGAAUGCAUGAACUGCGGCAAUCGGUGGAAGGCAAGUCCAGAUCGAGACCCUUUCUCGUCCGACGGGAACGGAACGUUGACCAACCCACAGUUUUCUUGA
This is a messenger RNA of Drechmeria coniospora, 1158 nucleotides long. RefSeq lists its product as uncharacterized. Bases 1 to 1158 code for a protein of 385 amino acids. Gene Ontology annotation, molecular function: zinc ion binding; chromatin binding; RNA polymerase II transcription regulatory region sequence-specific DNA binding. Gene Ontology annotation, biological process: transcription elongation by RNA polymerase I; regulation of mRNA 3'-end processing; transcription elongation by RNA polymerase II. The record is from RefSeq and is a predicted model, not a curated record. The transcript is spliced from 3 exons. NCBI's taxonomy places the organism in Eukaryota, Fungi, Ascomycota, Sordariomycetes, Hypocreales, Ophiocordycipitaceae. Gene Ontology annotation, cellular component: nucleus; chromosome, centromeric region.